AUGAAGGUUAUCUUAUGGAACUGUCGUGGCGCGGGGAAGCCUUCUUUUGCCCCGGCCUUUCGGAGGAUUGUGCAGUUGCAUAGACCGGAGAUUUGUGUACUGCUUGAGACCCGUUUAUCUGGGAGGAGCCUUCAGAAGGCCAGGAGGGCGAUACCUCGAUCGUGGGGCUUUUAUGCUGUGGAGUCUAGCGGUUUGUCGGGUGGUAUCAUUGUUACGUGGAUGCAGGGUGCUUGUAGUUUGGAUGUGUUCCAUGUGUGUUCUCAGGAGGUGGUUAUGGUGAUCUCGGAGGGUAGUGGAGGUUCAUGGGUGCUUUCUGCGGUGUAUGCCAGUACUGACUUCAGGGAGAGACGGAUACUGUGGGAUGAGGCCUCUCAGUUGAUUAGUCAGGGGUACCCUAUGUUGAUGGCUGGUGAUUUUAACUGUAUUGUUGAUCCUCAGGAGAAGAGGGGGGGGAGGCCUUUCACAUUUGAGAGGAAGGUCAUGGAGUUCCAGGACUUUCUGACCUCGAAUGGAUUGAUUGACUUGGGGUUUUCUGGGUCUAAGUUCACAUGGUGCAACAAUCAGCAGGGCCAAGCUAGAGUAUGGGAGUGA
Phoenix dactylifera (date palm) is the source of this 591-nucleotide messenger RNA. The record is from RefSeq and is a predicted model, not a curated record. NCBI's taxonomy places the organism in Eukaryota, Viridiplantae, Streptophyta, Magnoliopsida, Arecales, Arecaceae.